This is a messenger RNA of Manis javanica (Malayan pangolin), 1587 nucleotides long. RefSeq names its product pejvakin (gene PJVK). The record is from RefSeq and is a predicted model, not a curated record. NCBI's taxonomy places the organism in Eukaryota, Metazoa, Chordata, Mammalia, Pholidota, Manidae. Gene Ontology annotation, cellular component: cytoplasm. Gene Ontology annotation, biological process: programmed cell death.
AUGAAUGACCCAUAUAGGAUUCAAAAUAGCACUUUUCUGUUGCCAAAAAUGGGAUGGUGAAUUUGCGAAGGAAUUCCUCUUGGAUUAGGUCCACUGUAGAUGGUGUCCAAGGCUGUUAGUGCCUAAAUUGCUCUGUUCCCUAAAUUGCCCAUGUUUCCCUCAAAACUGGCAAGCUACUAUCACCCUAGACCUUCAUCAAGGGCUCCGGUAGUAUUUUAAAAUAUUAGUUUGCUGUGUAUAUUUUAAUGCUUAUAGACUGCAAUUCCAAAUUAGACUUUCAUUUAGUAUAUGUCAUUUUACACCGUGAAUCUAUAAUUCAUUACCUGAGCACACCAGGGAGACAGUGUUGUGAAAUGUACACUGGUAAGCUACUUGAUGAACGCUUGCUUUGUAUUUAAACUUGCAUAAUUAUAUUCAAAAUCAAGGAAGGCUUAGUUUUGCGCCUGAUUUUUUUGAAAAUAUGGAUUUGUUGUCUGAGGGUUGCAGUUGAUGACUUUUUGAUACCACCUUAAUAUGUUUGCUGCUGCUACUAAGAGCUUUGUCAAGCAAGUUGGAAAUGGAGGGAGAUUAGUUCCCGUUCCAAGCCUUAGUGAGGCUGACAAAUACCAACCUCUAAGUCUGGUGGUAAAAAAGAAGCGAUGCUUUCUCUUUCCUAGAUAUAAAUUUACCUCAACACCUUUUACACUGAAAGAUAUUCUUCUAGGAGACAGAGAAAUUUCAGCUGGUAUUUCAUCUUAUCAGUUACUGAAUUAUGAAGAUCAAUCAGAUGUUUCACUCUAUGGAAGGCGAGGCAACCAUAUUGUGAAUGAUGUUGGAAUUAACAUUGCUGGAUCAGAUUCCAUUGCAGUAAAAGCUUCAUUUGGUGUGGUAACCAAACAUGAAGUAGAAGUAUCAACAUUACUGAAGGAAAUUAGUACACGAAAAAUUAAUUUUGACCACAGCUUGAUUCGUCAGUCAAGGCGCAGCAGAAAAGCCAUAUUGUGUGUGGUCAUGGAGAGCAUUCGAACCACAAGGCAGUGCUCACUGUCUGUGCAUGCUGGAAUUCGUGGGGAGGCCAUGCGGUUUCAUUUUAUGGAUGAACAGAAUCCCAAGGGAAGGGACAAAGCUAUUGUUUUUCCAGCACACACAACCAUAGCUUUCAGUGUUUUUGAACUCUUCAUUUACUUGGAUGGUACCUUUGACCUUUGUGUCACUUCAGUGUCAAAAGGAGGAUUUGAAAGGGAAGAAGCGGCAACAUUUGCACUGCUCUACAGACUGAGAAAUAUACUAUUUGAAAGAAAUAGAAGAGUGAUGGAUGUCAUUUCUCGUUCGCAGCUUUACUUAGAUGAUCUUUUUUCUGAUUACGAGAAACCUCUCAGCAUGACUGAUAUUUCACUCAAAGAAGGGACACACAUUCGAGUUAACUUGCUUAAUCACAACAUUCCAAAAGGACCUUGCAUACUCUGUGGAAUGGGGAACUUCAAAAGGGAGACGGUUUAUGGGUGCUUUCAGUGUUUUGUUGAUGGGCAGAAGUAUGUGAGACUUCAUGCAGUUCCUUGUUUUGAUGUUUGGCACAAGAGAAUGAAAUAAAAUGAAAAAAUGAAUAUA